Messenger RNA from Amborella trichopoda, 1073 nucleotides. RefSeq names its product transcription factor bHLH36. Gene Ontology annotation, biological process: regulation of transcription by RNA polymerase II. NCBI's taxonomy places the organism in Eukaryota, Viridiplantae, Streptophyta, Magnoliopsida, Amborellales, Amborellaceae. The record is from RefSeq and is a predicted model, not a curated record. Gene Ontology annotation, cellular component: RNA polymerase II transcription regulator complex. Gene Ontology annotation, molecular function: protein dimerization activity; RNA polymerase II transcription regulatory region sequence-specific DNA binding; DNA-binding transcription factor activity, RNA polymerase II-specific.
UCUGACUGUCAAGGAUUUCAUCUCAUCUUUCCUUAUAGAUGAGCUGUUGUUACAGAGCUCCUCGUCCCCUUCCGCAUGCCGUCCCCCAAUCUCCAGCACAACAAGAAAACCCCAUCUAAUGGUUUUUCUCCAAGGUUGAAGCAGCUCCAGCACCGGAAAUGGCGAACACGCCAGCAUCUCCGGUCAGUGGAUGCCGGAAAAUGUCGCACAGGGAAGUGGAGCGGCAGCGGCGUCAUGAGAUGGCCACCCUCUGUGUUUCUCUCAGAUCUCUCCUUCCCCAUGAGUACCUUAAGGGCAAACGGUCAAUAUCUGAUCAGGUGACUCAGGCUUCCAGCUACAUUGCACACAAGCAGAAGAAGAUCCGGGAGCUAAUCGAAGUGAGAGACGAUCUGAGAAGGGGCUGUGAGUGCAAACACUCAGUGUUGCCCGACAUUAGCUGCGGCAUGGUCGAGAAAUUGGAGGUGAGGGAGUUGGGAGAAGGGGUAGAGGUGGUAAUGGGUGGGUUGAGCAGAGAGGGGGGCCGACGGUGCAUGUCUUGCCUGGUGGGUGCGAUGGAAGAGUCGAUUGGACUGGACGUGGUGUCGUGCUCGUCUUCGAGCAGAGGGGAUCAGUGGUUCCAUGUUGUGCAGUCGACGAGGAAGGUGAGUGGUGGUACAGAGGUCGAUAUAAGAGAGAUCAAAAGGAAGUUGGUGCAAGCUCUUCAACGCCCUCUUUGAUCAAUUAUCCCCCUAUUGUCUUCCAUUUGCUCUCUUCAAUCGUAUUCCAGUUCUGAUUCAUUUCUCCUAUGCCAAUUCAAUUUGACCAUUUUCUUUCUCCAAGCGUAUUCCAUGUUUGAUUGAUUUCUCCUAUGCCAAUUCGAUUUGAUCACAGUUUGUUGUUUGCUUGCUGGUUUAAGAUUGUGAGAGGGAUAGAAACUGUUACUCAAUGAUUUUGAUAUUUUUGUUUGUGGGUUUGAUGUAGAUUGAAAAGUUCAUGUUGGGUAUUGAUGUGUUUCAUUAUCUUCUACAAAAUUUUUACAGUUCCCUGUCCUUGUAAAGCCAUUCAUGAAUUAUUGAAGGGAUUAGUUUUGAGUA